Molecule: messenger RNA, 810 nt
Organism: Microdochium trichocladiopsis
Lineage: Eukaryota; Fungi; Ascomycota; Sordariomycetes; Xylariales; Microdochiaceae
Exons: 2
Coding region: 135-761 (208 amino acids)
Source: RefSeq, a predicted model, not a curated record
CAAUAGAGCUGCGAAAGAGCAGUGCAUCACAACUCACGCCAACCGGCCGAGCCUCACCAUGUCACAGUCCUCACACGUAAGUCACGCGUCUUGACAAUGGCUCAGGCUCAGUUCUCUCACUCUAGUGUGAGCCCAUGGCUGAACCCAUCCCGCAGCCGGUGGCCGCCGGGAACACCCAACCAACCCUCCCGCCAAACAUCUCCAUCUACACCGGCCCCGGCAAGGCAAGCCUGCUCUCGGCGAGCCUCUUCACGCGACUGGCUACCACGGCCUCGGAACCUGGAAAGCUCUCAGCGGCCCUCGCCGGCAAGUCCACAGCCUCCGAGGCGGCAGGCAGCUUUUGGCACCAGCACCAGAACGCCGUGCUCAUCUUUGACGGCCGCCGCAAGCACACGGCUCCGGGCCAAGAAGAGCAGGGAGAGGGCCCGGCGGAUGAUGACGACGAUAGCGACGAGAAGGUCCAGGAUCGCCACCACGAGCACUUCCGCGAGAUCUGCCUGCUCCUGAAAGACGCGGAUAUCGGCGUGCAGUAUGGCCGGUGCGUGUUUGACGCGGACAGCUCGCUUGCCGCGGGGUUUCAGCUUGAUCGGUUGGGGAGCGGGGAUGUCAUGGUGGUCGAUUUACAGCAGAUGGAAGACGACGCGGAGGACAGCGAUGCAGGAGACAAGGGGCAAGAGCAGGACAGCGACGACGACAGCGACGAUGAUUCAGAUGUAGACCUCGCGGCACUCGGCGACGUCGUGAGCGGAAGUCUAUCAUGAUUCUAUUAGGCGGCUAAUCUAGAAGUGAAGCGUCUGGAUUUAUCAACAU